AUGCCGAACGUUGUACUGAGACCGUCGCAGAUAUAUUUUCUGCACGACUCCAUAGACUGUCGUUUUCAAGACAAGACAGACAUGCUGGAUACCUUCCGACAAUUGUUGUACAAAGAGAUAAACCCAACGGCAAUUCAACCAAUUGCUGUAUUCGAUAAGAACGACAAAUUGUGGGUGUACGCAGGUAAUAGAAGACUUUAUCUGUUCCGGAAACUAGAACAACUUGGGGUUGUUGAGUAUAUAACUGCAUGGAGAGUUCAGAAGGUCGAUCCUGACAAGUGGGCAAAAAGAAACACAACUAACAAUGGUGGGAGGUCAGUGUCAAUACGUAACGCCCCGCAGUUUGAAGACAAAAUGCAAAAAAUUGUCAGAGAGUGGAAAUCAAAAAAACGCACGGAAAUGAAAAAGCUUCAAGAUUCAAAGAAAAUCAAAACAACAUCAGUACCUCGAACUACAAAUAAAUCAGACUCCUCGUCUCACCAAGUUGACCUUAACAAGGAACAGCGAUCUCUGACUGGCUCAGCUCACAUUUCCCCCAAAUACACCAACUACCAAGCUACUGGCAGUACGGACCGAAUUAUCACUCCUCGUCAAUAUAUCCCUUAUCAACCACCAGCUGUUACUCCGAGUACCCGAACAUAUCACCACACAGUCACUAUGCCUGACCCUGUGUCAUCUAGUGACCGCAAUACGCGAGAAACAAACGUUAAGAGCCGAUUUUCUAGGAAAUGUUGCUGUAUCUCAGCAGUUGUCCUAGCUGUUUUGAUCGCUGUUUUGAUUCUUGUCCUGUGGUUGAUAUUAUAA
Molecule: messenger RNA, 804 nt
Organism: Saccoglossus kowalevskii
Lineage: Eukaryota; Metazoa; Hemichordata; Enteropneusta; Harrimaniidae
Source: RefSeq, a predicted model, not a curated record